AUUUGCUUUAAUUUGCAACAGAAAAGCUUGUGGUGUGUAGUGACAGUUAGGGAAUGUUCUAUUCUUCCCUCCAGCCUGUUUAAGUGAUAAAAGUGUCAUUAUUUAGCCUCUGAAGCAGAGAGGACAGUGCAAACAAGACUAUAUGACCCUUUGUCAAGAGCCUCAACUCUUCAGAACUCAUUAAGUACCUUCAGGAGGACGCUGGUACUUUUCUCUGAGCCUUUUUAAGCCUCAUUCCCUCCGAUUCACUCAAUUAAUGUUGAAAAUGGACUCAGUUUAGAAGUAACGGGGACAUGAAAGCUGUGGCACUGCGUAAUGGCGCAUGGAGAAUGAUUAAAACAGCGGGAAAGGCCUUUGGAUUUGCGCCAAAGAGGAUCUCACCGUAUCCCGCUCUGACAAGAUUUGGACACGAUUGGCUUUUACUUUUUGAGUUUUUUUCGUGGUGUUUGUCCUGGAAGGUUUGGUUUGUUUUUUUUGCGCUUGAUUGAGUAACAGGGAUAUAAAAUAUCCACAUUCUCCACGCAGCGUCUGAGGGCUGAACAUGGAGACACGAGGCCACAUGGUAGACUCCACCUUUAUACAUUUGGUAAAUGAUAUAAACUUAAUGGAGUGUCCGCAGAAAUACGCCUUGGACCCCAAGCAGCAGGUGGAUGACGCUUCAUCCCGUCCGAACAGGGACACGCUUUUGCGCGACGCGCCCUGGAGCCUGGAUCUGAGCCUUGACAAUGUGGUGCGUACUGACAGACUGAGCGCUCGUCGCAGGAUGACCGACGCGCCGAAAUACUGCGUCGGGACGCACGGACGCUCCAAAUCCAAACGGAGGAGGAUCAUCACCGUGGUCCAGAGGCAGGCGGCCAACGUACGAGAAAGGAAGCGCAUGUUUAGUCUGAACGAGGCCUUUGAUGAGCUGAGGAGGAAAGUUCCCACAUUCGCCUACGAGAAGAGACUCUCCAGAAUCGAAACCCUCCGCUUGGCCAUCGUCUACAUCUCCUUCAUGACGGACCUGCUGGAGAAAUCAUGAGUCUGGUGUGUUUAUUGUAACACAGAGCGGGUUGCU
This is a messenger RNA of Thalassophryne amazonica, 1057 nucleotides long. RefSeq names its product neurogenic differentiation factor 4 (gene ferd3l). Lineage: Eukaryota; Metazoa; Chordata; Actinopteri; Batrachoidiformes; Batrachoididae. Gene Ontology annotation, biological process: regulation of transcription by RNA polymerase II; developmental process. The record is from RefSeq and is a predicted model, not a curated record. Bases 542 to 1021 code for a protein of 159 amino acids. Gene Ontology annotation, molecular function: protein dimerization activity; RNA polymerase II transcription regulatory region sequence-specific DNA binding; DNA-binding transcription factor activity, RNA polymerase II-specific. The transcript has a single exon.